Vespa velutina is the source of this 3199-nucleotide messenger RNA. RefSeq names its product heat shock protein 83-like (gene Hsp90). Gene Ontology annotation, molecular function: ATP hydrolysis activity; disordered domain specific binding; ATP binding. The record is from RefSeq and is a predicted model, not a curated record. Bases 304 to 2475 code for a protein of 723 amino acids. The transcript has 3 exons. Gene Ontology annotation, biological process: protein folding; cellular response to heat; protein stabilization. Lineage: Eukaryota; Metazoa; Arthropoda; Insecta; Hymenoptera; Vespidae. Gene Ontology annotation, cellular component: protein-containing complex; perinuclear region of cytoplasm; plasma membrane.
UAGAAUCUUCAUCACUCGAUAAAAGCGACGCGAUCCCCCCCUUUCUUAGGAUUUUCUGAACGGACAGCGCUUGAGACUGUUCGUCUUCUAUAAACGGAAUAGUACAAAAAGGACGUAGAAAAGAAUUUUCGUCUUUGGCUCUAGAAAAAGAAAAGAAAGAAAGAAAGAAAGAAAGAAAGAAAGAAAGAAAGAAAGAAAAAAAGAAAGGGAAGAAAAAGGAAAAAAGCUGCGAUUAAGUGAUUAAGUGAACAAUAAUAUCUUUGACAUUUUUCGUGAUUUAAGAAAAUUUGAUUUGAGAAGAAGAUGCCGGCCGACGUUGCAAUGGUGGAUGCCGGCGAAGUCGAAACGUUCGUUUUCCAAGCUGAAAUUGCUCAGUUGAUGAGCUUGAUCAUCAACACCUUUUAUUCGAACAAAGAGAUCUUUAUUCGAGAAUUGAUUUCCAACGCAUCCGACGCUUUAGACAAAAUUCGCUAUGAAUCUCUUACGGAACCGUCAAAACUCGACACGUGCAAAGAAUUAUUCAUCAAGAUCGUUCCUAACAAGAAUGACCGUACGCUUACUAUUCUCGACUCUGGCUGUGGUAUGACCAAAGCUGAUCUUGUCAAUAACUUGGGUACCAUAGCAAAAUCUGGUACUAAGGCCUUCAUGGAAGCUCUGCAGGCCGGAGCUGACAUUUCUAUGAUUGGUCAAUUUGGUGUUGGCUUUUAUUCCGCAUACCUAGUUGCGGAUAAAGUAACUGUUAUCUCAAAACACAAUGACGACGAACAAUAUUUAUGGGAAUCUUCUGCCGGUGGUUCCUUCAUAGUUCGCCCUGACAAUGGAGAACCCAUUGGACGUGGCAGCAAAGUUAUCUUGCACAUAAAGGAGGAUCAAACCGAAUAUUUGGAAGAGGUAAAGAUAAGAGAGAUCGUUAAGAAACACUCGCAAUUCAUUGGUUAUCCGAUAAAAUUAGUCGUUGAAAAAGAAAGGGACAAAGAAUUGAGCGACGACGAAGAAGACGAACCGUCGUCAAAAGAAACUGAAAAUGAGGAUGACAAGCCAAAAAUUGAAGAUGUUGGAGAGGAUGAAGAAGAGGACAAAGCUAAAGGUGAAAAGAAAAAGAAGAAAAAGACGAUCAAGGAAAAAUAUACGGAGGAUGAAGAACUCAAUAAGACCAAGCCAAUAUGGACGAGAAACCCAGACGAUAUAACUCAAGAGGAAUACGGUGAAUUUUAUAAGAGCUUGACUAAUGAUUGGGAGGAUCAUUUGGCUGUAAAACAUUUCUCGGUUGAAGGUCAACUUGAAUUCAGAGCCCUGCUAUUCAUACCGCGAAGGGCGCCUUUUGAUCUUUUUGAAAACAAAAAACGAAAGAACAAUAUUAAACUGUACGUAAGGAGAGUCUUCAUUAUGGACAAUUGCGAGGACCUAAUUCCAGAAUAUCUCAACUUCAUCAAGGGCGUCGUCGACAGUGAGGAUCUCCCGUUGAAUAUCUCACGUGAAAUGUUACAGCAGAACAAGAUACUUAAGGUUAUCAGGAAGAAUCUUGUAAAGAAAUGUUUGGAGCUUUUUGAAGAAUUAUCCGAGGAUAAGGAAAAUUAUAAGAAAUGUUAUGAACAGUUUAGUAAAAAUUUGAAAUUGGGUAUUCACGAGGAUAGUCAAAACAGGAAGAAACUCUCGGAAUUACUGCGAUACAGCACGUCUGCCUCGGGCGACGAAAUGUGCUCGCUAAAGGAUUAUGUUGGCCGUAUGAAGGAAAGCCAAAAACAUAUUUAUUAUAUCACAGGCGAGAGCAAGGAACAAGUGGCCAAUAGUUCUUUCGUUGAACGCGUUAAGAAACGUGGCUUUGAAGUAGUAUACAUGACUGAGCCCAUUGAUGAAUACGUUGUACAACAAUUGAAAGAAUUUGAUGGGAAACAAUUGGUCUCUGUCACUAAGGAGGGCUUGGAAUUACCAGAGGAUGAAGAAGAAAAGAAGAAGAGAGAGGAGGACAAAGCUAAAUUUGAAAAUCUUUGCAAGGUAAUGAAGGAUAUACUCGACAAGAAGGUAGAAAAAGUGGUCGUCUCAAACAGGCUCGUUGAUUCGCCAUGCUGCAUUGUUACUUCUCAAUAUGGCUGGACCGCGAACAUGGAAAGAAUAAUGAAAGCGCAAGCUCUUCGUGACACAUCUACCAUGGGAUACAUGGCUGCGAAGAAACAUUUAGAAAUCAAUCCUGAUCAUCCUAUAAUGGAAAAUCUGAGACAAAAAGCAGAGGCUGAUAAAUAUGACAAAUCGGUCAAAGACUUGGUAAUGCUUCUAUUUGAAACUGCCCUUCUUUCUUCAGGCUUUGCUCUUGAAGAUCCACAAGUCCAUGCAUCGAGGAUAUAUAGAAUGAUCAAAUUGGGCCUUGGGUUCGAUGACAAUGACACACCAAACGUAGAAGAAGAAAAGAUGGACACAGAAGUUCCUGCCCUCGAAGGGGAUGCCGAAGAGGCUUCGAGGAUGGAAGAAGUAGAUUAAUAUAUUCUAUAUCUCUGAUGUAUUAACGACAUAAUAUAUCCAAAGACUCUUUAGGAUGUAGAAAUAAGACUGCUGUUGCUGACUAAUAAUUGUAUCGAUAGUUCUCUUUCGUUUUCUUUUAUUCUUUUUCUAUUCUUUUUUUCUUUUCUACCUCGUCGAGUCAAAAGAGAGUGAUAUAAUAUGAGGUGUUGUGUCGUGGUUAUCUUUCUGUUUUUUUUUUUCUUUUUUUUUUUUUUUUUUUUUUUUUUUUUUUUUUAAGUGCCUAGGCCGAGCCAAUUAAAAAGAAUUGUUUCCAAUUCGUAUUUGAGCCUGAUCAAUUUUACUUGAUGAUUCUGCCUAAAAAAAGGCUCGUUUAUAAACGAAGAGAGAAAAAAAAUAUUCGUUAUAUUAUAUAAGCGAGCCAUUUUUCUGAUCUGUUCUUUUUAUUUCUCUCCUCUUUCAUUAUUCUCUUUUUUCAUUUUAUCAUUUUUCACUUUCGUCAUUCCGCGAUAAGAUUAUAUAGAUUAAAUAUUUAAAGCUGCGUUGUAAGGAUAAAAAUUUCAUCUGAAAUAAAGUGUCUUUAAAUUUAAAAAAAACUGCCGUUACAAAUUACAUUGAAAAUAAAUUACACUUACUUUUCCUUUCUUUUUAUAUUCUCUUCUUUCAUACCAUUUCUACCUAUAUAUUAUUGUGAAAUUAUAUUUGUCCAUGUAUUUGAUAAUUACUAAUAAAUUGUUCAUUAGGA